Tilletiaria anomala UBC 951 is the source of this 3289-nucleotide messenger RNA. RefSeq lists its product as uncharacterized. The record is from RefSeq and is a predicted model, not a curated record. Gene Ontology annotation, cellular component: Rpd3S complex. Bases 311 to 3226 code for a protein of 971 amino acids. Lineage: Eukaryota; Fungi; Basidiomycota; Exobasidiomycetes; Georgefischeriales; Tilletiariaceae. The transcript has 4 exons. Gene Ontology annotation, biological process: regulation of transcription by RNA polymerase II.
CACAAUUCAGCUGAUCCUGUUCGCUCGAACACUUCAACAGGAUGCAAAUCAGCACGCCGGAUCCAGCAAGACUCAAGUGACAAGCGAUUGGAAAGCAAGAAAACUCGCGAAUGCCGAGAAAGGGUCGAGCGCAGACGAGAACGCGGAUGGUACCCAGGAGCCGGCCUUCCAGCAGCCAUCGCUUGGUCGGAACACCCUUCCGCAAAACGGCCUACCUCUGUUUCCAUUGAGACUCUGUCAACGGAGUUUGAUAGCAUUUCGCUCAAUAGAAGGCAUCGUAUCAAGCAGCUUACGUCAAGACACAGUCAACAUGGCGGAGUUCUCAGUCUCACUGCCUGUCUCGGGCGCGCAAGUUUCACUUUCGUGUCCAAGUCGCGAAGCCAGUGCUCUGCAAAAUGGCCGGACUCCAGAUCAUUCGCCACCCCCUUUUGCAAUUACAAGCUCGAUUCCUCUUUCUGAAGGGCCCCCAGAGAUCUCUGGGCUGCAGACAGAAAUUAUGCUCGCGCCUCCCAGCCUUCCUACUGAUCCAAAGUACCCACCGCUUGACCCCGAGCGGAGGGACUUGACAACGGCGGCAGCUAAGAAAAAGAACGAUCAGAGGAAUCUGGAGAUGGUCAGCGACAAAGUCAAAGAGGAUCCGCCUAUGGGUAUCAGGAUAGUACUGAAGAAGGAGAAGCAGGCACAAAGGCCGAAUUUGAGGAAGCGAGCCUUGCGUCCAAGGACACCGCAAGAGCUGGUUCAGACUCGCUCGUCAAUUAGGACCCCUGUUGCUCGAAAGGCUUCACCUUCUCGCCAAACCCGUGAUGGUUCAGUUUCGGGUGGGAGUGAAGUGCAGGCUGAUGCUGCACCGGGGCCGAGCUCUUUAAGCCAUUUGGGGCGUACUUCAUCGGCACCGGCACUCGUCACUCGACCUUUAACAAACGGUGCGACGCUUGCGCAUCCGUCACCUCUCAAGGGCAAGGCUAUAGAGGUUGAGGCACCACCUGCUCCAGCGCACGCCUCAAACUCACCAAUAGGAGAUAACGGCAUCGGUAGGUCACGCUUGCUGGAAAGCGUUAUCGAGAGGCAGAGCACCCCAUCGGAGGUAGGAAGCACUGGCUCGCGGACCACAAGAGGAUCACUGAAGCGAGGCAGAUCGUCUGGGGCAAGUGCCGUGGAGACACCGACGAAGAACAAGCGAAUUACCCUGAACGUCAAGAAGAAAGAUGGGCUAUCGCCAUUGGGCGCUGUGGCAGCUGCACCUUCAGAAGAGCAGAGCUUCUCAGUAGAGAGGCCAACGGGUGGUGAAAUGGCCGAGGCUUUGACUGCCGAGGCGGAUCGUGCGACGACGCCGGCGCCAGUCGCCCUCGCUCCACUACCACCCGCUGCCUACCUUGUCAGCCUGACCGGCUCACCGGUGAAAUCAAGUAGCAUGAAAUUCGUCGUUGGAGCGAAGAUAGAUGAUGGGCAACAUGAUCAUUGCGAGGUUUGCAAAGGGACAGGGCGUUUAAUUUGCUGUGACAGUUGUCCACGCUCCUUCCACUUUCAUUGCCUCAACCCGCCGCUUGAUGUGGAUGAAAUGCCUAACGGAGAGGGGGCGGAUGACUCAUGGCUGUGCAAGGUCUGUGCCACAGCCAAGACAGGGAAGUCUAGACGGAAAGGGCUGUUUGCCCCGCUUUUUGCCAAAUUGGAUGCGGAGAACCCCACGCUGUUCGAAUUGCCGCAAGAGAUCCGCCAGUAUUUCAAGGGUGUCGGCACCGCUAUCGACGGGGGCUACGUGGACGCCGCAAUGUUCAAACCGAUCAAGGUGUCAAAAGGAGGCUUGAUCGAGGAUCGGGACCCUUAUAAGCUGAAGGACAAGAAUAACAAGCCAGUGCUGUGCUAUCGCUGUGGCCAGAGCGCUCUUCCCGUACAGCUUCCAGAAAAGAACGUCAAGCCUCCGAGCGUGAAUGACAUGGACGAAGACCCUUCGCCCCCGACCUCUGCUAUCUUCUUACAGGCUCUUGCAACUCCGCGCUACGACUCUGAUCAAGGCGACUUCGUCGAUUGGCGGCCGAUCAUCAGCUGCGACUUCUGCAGCCUGCACUGGCAUCUAGACUGCGUUGAUCCGCCGAUUGUCAACAUGCCAAGUCUGACGCGACGAUGGCGUUGUCCCAGCCACAGUGAACAUGCACAUCACCCAGCGCGCAUGCCGAAGCUCAUCUCAUCGGUUAGCAGCGUGGAGCUGCCAAUUCCGUCGGAGAGGAAUAUCGGUCCUGGCAGAGCGUACAGAACGCGAGUGCGAAACAAUGGCUUGAUCGACAUCGUACCCGAGGCCUUGGACAAGGUCUUCGACAUGGAGACUGGGGCUGGGCGGGGGCUUGAAUCUGGGUACCGGGAAGAGCGGGUUCGCUUCAAAGUGCCGGAGAAGGUUAUCCGCACGGACUUUUGGAAUCGAGUCCGCAAUGGCGGCCAGAGCUUGCAGAAGCUCUUCAACGAGACGAAGUUCGACGCCGAGGAGAGGGGUGCCAAAUUUGUCGAAGUUCAUGAGUCGGAUUUCUGGUAUAAGGUGCCCUUACUCGCCAUGGGCUCUAAACCGCACUUGCAGCUUCUCGCCGACGUAGCAACACUCGCUACGCGCCGAGACGAGCUCGCGACCGGCGAUUUGCCGCGGGACAUCAUGAUGGGUCCCGAGCCGGCCAACGUUCGCAAAGAUUUGGCAGCAGCAAUGAAGCCCAUCCUUUUUCCCGAGACGAUGGACCAACCCAUCGCCAUUGCGCAAGACUGGCACUGGCUCUAUGAUAAUUUCGAGCCUUCAAAUGAGCGAGGUGCCGAAUCUACAGAGGAAGAGCAGGCCCACCUCAAACCUGACGUAGAUGGACGCGCACAGUCGCCUGGCUCUCGCGCCUCUUCCCCUCUCUCCGACGUCAGUUCGUUGACGGAUGUUUCCGAAGUAGGGAGAUCCAUCAGAAAGAUCCCACCGGUGAAGGUACGCCGACCGGGGGCGAGUAAUGGCAAAAUGGCAAAUGGCGGCCUGCAGACGACCGCCUCAACGGUGGCUAAUACCUCGUCUGCUGCCGCUGCCGGCGUGGAGGCUGCCAUCACCGUGCGUGCGCCUCCGAUCUUCCCCAGGCAGUCGACGGCGCUGGUCAGCUUGGAUCGCCUCAAGCAGCUCGCUGCUGUGCAGAGGCUGAUGGAGGCGAAAGGAGAAGAGGCGAUGCUCAAGUUCCUGCUCGAGCCCAUGAAGUCCGGAGACGCGAGACCUUAAAGGGUUGCAGCAGAAGGAGCGAACGCUGUCCAAUGCUGUAGAACAAAGUUAGAGGAACAGCUU